AUGGCCGUGGACGCCCUGACUCCCAACGACCCGCGGGUCGAGCACAAGUACGCCUCCGUCGGGGGUUACACGUACCACUACAUGCUGGCAAAGCCCGAGGGCACACCAACAGCGACCAUCUUCCUCAUCCACGGCUGGCCCGAUCUCGCCAUGGGAUGGCGCUUCCAGGUGCCCUUCCUGCUGUCCCUGGGUCUGCAGGUCGUGGUGCCCGACAUGCUUGGUUACGGACAGACUUCUGCGCCGGACGCCCCGGAGGAGUACACGUUCAAGAAGAUGACGGGUCACAUGGCGGCUAUUAUCAAGGAGGUUACUGACCAGCCGAUCAUUCUUGGGGGCCAUGAUUGGGGCGGUUUCUUCAUCUGGCGCAUGACGAACUACUACCCCGAGCUGAUCCGGGCCGUCUUCAGCAUCUGCGUACCCUAUAUGCCGCCAACGCCCGUGAAAAUCUCGCUGGAGCAGUUCGCAGAGAAGAUGCCCAACUUCCGCUACCAGCUGCACCUCGCCAGCGGCGAGGCCGAGAAGAUGAUCGACAAGUCGACCGAGCGGCUGCGCGGCUUCCUCAACGGCAUGUACGGGGGCACGACGGCCGACGGCGGCCGCGUCUUCAGCACCGACACUGGCAUCAUCGAGGAGAACCUCGACAAGAUCCGGCCGAGCCCGCUGGUCGGCGCCGCCAUGGUCGAGCACUACGUGCGCGAGUACUCGCGGAACGGCCUGCAUGGUCCGUGUAAUUGGUACCGCACGCGUGAGCUCAACGCCGACGACGAGGUCCCGAUUGCGGGCGACGACCGCUUCAAGCGGUUCGCGAUGCCGGCUAUGCUGAUUAUGGCCGAACUUGAUGCUGCACUGCCGCCGUGGCUGGCGGACGGCCAGGAGAAGUACUUUGAGGGCGGCCUGAAGAAGGAGGUCAUUCCGGGGGCUUCGCACUGGGCUAUGGUGCAGAAGCCGGAGGAUACCAAUAGUUUCAUUGGGGAGUUUGUUAAGAGUGUCUUGGAUGGUGACUCCAAGGCGUCCUUGUGA
Anthostomella pinea is the source of this 1020-nucleotide messenger RNA. Lineage: Eukaryota; Fungi; Ascomycota; Sordariomycetes; Xylariales; Xylariaceae. The record is from the annotation of a GenBank genome assembly.